This is a messenger RNA of Rhinopithecus roxellana (golden snub-nosed monkey), 2750 nucleotides long. RefSeq names its product leucine rich repeat containing 45 (gene LRRC45). The transcript is spliced from 17 exons. Gene Ontology annotation, cellular component: centrosome. The record is from RefSeq and is a predicted model, not a curated record. Gene Ontology annotation, molecular function: protein binding. NCBI's taxonomy places the organism in Eukaryota, Metazoa, Chordata, Mammalia, Primates, Cercopithecidae. Bases 364 to 2403 code for a protein of 679 amino acids.
CCCGCGGCCUCUCCCGGCGCGCCUUGUUCUUCCUGGAUACUGAGGCCCCGACGCGGCAGUCGCGAGGGCGGGGGUCGGGGCUGCAGGCGCGGCAGGGCCGGGUGGGGUCGCGCGACGCGCCUGCCUGCUUCCUGCACGGGUAGUCCCCAAGCACUGGGGGGCCCCAGCCCAAAGCGGACCUUGACUACCGCCCAGCCCCGCGCUCCAGGACCUCCCGCCCGCGGAGCCCACUCGGAUUGCUCUUCGUCUGGGUCAGCGGAGGCCCCGUCUCCCGUACUCGGCGCUGGGACUGCUCCGCACCGGGCGGCUCCCUUUAAGCAGCUGCGGGAGCAUGCGGAGGAGGCCCUGCCGGCCCCGCGGGUCAUGGAGGAGUUCCGGCGCUCCUACAGCCGCCUGUGCAGGGAGAGUGGGGCCGAGCCCCAGGAGGCUGUCCUGCAGCAGCUGCACCAGCUUCCCAGGGGCCGGCUGGACCUGGCCACGCAGAGCCUGACGGUGGAGACCUGCAGGGCCCUGGGCAAGCUGCUGCCGAGGGAGAUGCUGUGCACGGAGCUGGUCCUGAGUGACUGCAUGCUCAGCGAGGAAGGGGCCACACUGCUGCUCCGAGGCCUGUGUGCCAACACCGUGCUGCGCUUUCUGGACUUAAAGGGCAACAACCUUCGGGCCGCAGGGGCCGAGGCUCUGGGAAGACUCCUCCGACAGAACAAGUCCAUUCAGAGCCUUUCGCUGGAGUGGAACAGCCUGGGCACGUGGGACGAUGCCUUUGCCACCUUCUGCGGGGGCCUGGCGGCCAACGGCACCCUGCAGCAGCUGGACCUCCGCAACAACCAGAUCAAUCACAAGGGCGCUGAGGAGCUGGCCCUCGCCCUGAAGGGCAACACCACCCUCCAGCAGCUGGACCUGCGCUGGAAUAACAUUGGCCUCCUGGGAGGCCGGGCCCUCAUGAACUGUCUCCCCAGCAACAGAACCCUGUGGAGGCUGGACCUGGCUGGGAACAACGUCCCCGGAGAUGUCCUCAGAGCCGUGGAGCAAGCCAUGGGCCACAGCCAGGACCGGCUCACCACCUUCCAGGAGAACCAAGCCCGCACUCAUGUCCUCAGCAAGGAGGUCCAGCACCUCCGGGAGGAGAAGUCCAAGCAGUUUCUGGACUUGAUGGAGACCAUUGAUAAGCAGCGGGAAGAGAUGGCCAAGAGCAGCAGUGCGUCGGCAGCCCGUGUAGGACAGCUUCAGGAAGCCCUGAAUGAGAGGCACUCCAUCAUCAACGCUCUCAAGGCCAAGCUGCAGAUGACGGAGGCCGCCCUGGCUCUGUCAGAGCAGAAGGCCCAGGACCUGGGGGAACUCCUGGCCACAGCGGAGCAGGAGCAGCUGAGCCUAUCGCAGAGGCAGGCCAAGGAGCUCAAGCUGGAGCAGCAGGAAGCUGCGGAGCGGGAGUCUAAGCUCCUCAGAGACUUGUCUGCUGCCAAUGAAAAGAACCUGCUUCUGCAAAGCCAGCUUCCCUCUCUCGUGCCGGCUUUCCAGGUAGAGGAGUUGGAGCGGAAGGUCAGGUGUCAGCAGGAGCAGCUGUUCCAGACCAGGCAGGAACUGACCAGCACAUCAGCCGAGCUGAAGAUGCGGGCCAUCCAGGCCGAGGAGCGCCUGGACAUGGAGAAGAGAAGGUGCAGACAGAGCCUGGAGGACUCAGAAAGCCUGCGCAUCAAGGAGGUGGAGCACAUGACCCGGCACCUGGAGGAGAGUGAGAGGGCCAUGCAGGAGCGGGUGCAGAGGCUGGAGGCUGCUCGGCUGUCCCUGGAAGAGGAGUUGGGCCGAGUGAAAGCAGCGGCACUCAGCGAGCGUGGCCAGGCGGAGGAGGAGCUGAUCAAGGCCAAGAACCAGGCCCACCUGGAGGAGCGACAGCGUCUGGCUCACCUGGAGGACAAGCUGCGACUGCUGGCGCAGGCACGGGACGAGGCGCAGGGCGCUUGCCUGCAGCAGAGGCAGGCGGUGGCCGAGGCCCAGACCCGGGCCAGCCAGCUGGGCCUGCAAGUCGAGAGCCUGCGGCGGCGCCUGGAAGAGCUGCAGCAGGAGCUGAGCCUCAAGGACCAGGAAAGGGUGGCCGAGGUGAGCAGGGUGCGCGUGGAGCUGCAGGAGCAGAACGGCCGGCUGCAGGCAGAGCUGGCGGCUCAGGAGGCGCUGAGGGAGAAGGCGGCGGCCCUGGAGCGCCAGCUGAAAGUGAUGGCGAGCGACCACCGAGAGGCGCUGCUGGACAGGGAGAGCGAAAACGCGUCUCUCCGGGAGAAGCUGCGGCUCCGGGAGGCGGAGAUCGCCCGCAUCCGGGACGAGGAGGCCCAGAGAGCGAGCUUCCUGCAGAACGCCGUCCUGGCUUACGUGCAGGGGUCCCCCGUGAGGACCCUAAGCCCCCCAAAGUGAGGCAGGCCGGGAGGACCCGGGCGCAGUAGGAGUACAUCAGGCGGCGCCCGAGAUUUCUUGGACCGGGGGCCGCCUCCCGCCCGGGCCGCCCCUUGAGACCCGGGUCGUCUGUUCCACGCGGGGGUUGCAGCGACUGGAGGUGGUGCCGCGGCUGCCGGGCGAUCCCGUGGGAGGCGCCUGGGAAGGGCUCCCUCGCUGCCCCUUCCCGGUCGACGCCACCUGGAAGCGCACCGGGAAGGGAUCCCGCGGGCGCGUCUCCCCCUCGCCUUUUGCGAUGUCAUCGUGAACGCUGCGGCUGCCUGCGCGCGGCGGGGUUUGGAAAUACAGCGCGUUUGCACUUUGUGAUA